GCGGUCGUGUAGGCUGGGCUGCAGCAGGUGAAGCCCCGAGGGCUACGCGGCGACGGCGUCCUGUGAAGUGAUUCCCGCGGUCGCUCGGUCCUCGCUCUGCCCUGGACCUCAAUUUGUUGAAAUGAGCACUCGAAAAUCUAAGAGUAGCAACUUCAUAUAUGCAGAGAACCUUUCACAGGUACAAAGAAUUUUACGUGAACGAUUUUGUCAUCAGAGUCCACAUAAUAACUUAUUUGGAGUUCAAGGGCAGUAUAAACAUUUAAUUGAGCUAUUAAAAAGAACUGCUAUCAAUGGAGAAAGUAACUCUGCUCUUAUUAUUGGACCCCGAGGAUCUGGAAAGACCAUGUUAGUAAACCACGCUUUGAAAGAACUAAUGGAAGUAGAAGAAGUGAGGGAAAAUGUAUUACAAGUUCACCUAAAUGGAUUGCUACAGAUCAAUGAUAAAAUUGCCUUAAAGGAAAUUACAAGGCAGUUAAACCUGGAAAAUGUAGUUGAAGAUAAAGUUUUUGGAAGCUUUGCUGAAAACCUUUCAUUUCUCCUUGAAGCUUUAAAAAAAGGUAAACGAACUACUAGUUGCCCAGUGAUCUUUGUAUUAGAUGAAUUUGAUCUUUUUGCUCAUCAUAAAAAUCAGACACUCCUCUAUAAUCUUUUUGAUGUUUCUCAGUCUGCACAGACUCCAAUAGCAGUGAUUGGUCUUACAUGUAGAUUGGAUAUUUUGGAACUCUUAGAAAAGAGAGUGAAGUCACGAUUUUCUCACCGGCAGAUACACAUCAUGAAUUCAUUUGGUUUUCCACAGUAUCUUAAAAUAUUUAAAGAACAGUUAUCUCUACCUGUAGAAUUUCCAGACAAACUUUUUGCAGAGAAGUGGAAUGAGCAUGUACAGGGUCUGUCAGAAGAUGGAAGUGUGAAGGAAGUACUGCAGAAGCAUUUUAACGUCAGCAAAAAUCUGCGAUCAUUACACAUGUUACUGAUGCUUGCUUUAAAUCGUGUGACAGUCUCAUGCCCAUUUAUGACUGCAGCAGAUCUAAUGGAAGCACACCAGUUGUGUAGCAUGGACUCUAAAGCAAAUAUUGUACAUGGUCUCUCUGUUUUGGAAAUCUGUCUUAUAAUAGCAAUGAAACAUUUAAAUGACAUCUAUGAAGAGGAGCCCUUUAAUUUUCAAAUGGUCUAUAAUGAGUUCCAGAAGUUUGUUCAAAGGAAGGCCCAUUCUGUUUAUAAUUUUGAGAAACCUGUUGUUAUGAAGGCAUUUGAACACUUACAACAAUUAGAAUUAAUAAAGCCCAUGGAAAGAACAUCAGUAAAUGCGCAGAAGGAGUACCAACUGAUGAAGCUUCUUUUGGACAAUACUCAAAUCAUGAAUGCUUUGCAGAAAUACCCUAACUGCCCUACAGAUGUUAGGCAGUGGGCAACAUCUUCUCUAAGCUGGUUAUGAAUGUAACCAAUGCUUCAGAGUUUCAGUCACAAUUUUUUAUUAAAACAAAAGACUGUCCUUUGACAUGUUUAUUCCUUUUUCUUAUAUUUAUAAAUCUGUAUUUUUGUAUUUAUGGGCUUCUAUUAUACAUGGAGAAUAAUUAUUGUCUUAACUUUGGGUUAUGAGUAGUUACAUGAUUUAUGAAUAGUGACUUAGGUUAUAUUGUAACCCUUUAAAAAAAUAAAUGAGAA
This is a messenger RNA of Sorex fumeus (smoky shrew), 1662 nucleotides long. RefSeq names its product origin recognition complex subunit 4 (gene ORC4). Gene Ontology annotation, molecular function: DNA replication origin binding. The transcript has 14 exons. Gene Ontology annotation, biological process: DNA replication; DNA replication initiation. Lineage: Eukaryota; Metazoa; Chordata; Mammalia; Eulipotyphla; Soricidae. Gene Ontology annotation, cellular component: nucleus; nuclear origin of replication recognition complex. The coding region runs from base 122 to 1432 and encodes 436 amino acids. The record is from RefSeq and is a predicted model, not a curated record.